AUGCAAUCGUUGCCUGAAAAUAAAUGUUCUCCAUCCAGAAAGACAUUACAACCAGUUACAGCUGGUAUGAAACGCAAGGCAGAAGUCCUUGACCAGCAGCAACAUGAGGUGAACCAGGAGAAUUCCAGGAACACGCAUGGACCAAAAGCAAAACGGCACAAGGAUUGGCGCAAAAAAUUUACUUCUAAUACUUUGGGGACACAGAUAUCUCCUUCCUUGGUCAGCCGGAAAUCGUUUCAGCUUCACAAGAAGUACGAAAGACUCGAACUAUACCCAAACAUCAAGAAAGCAAACCAAAAGUACACUCGGAAGCCCACGGCAGAGGAAGUGAAAAACGCGUACAAGAUUAUCUCAGACCCAAAAAAAUGGAAGCUCUUUGAUCGUGGUCUGAACAUUCUCUUUGACAAAAGCCGAAAGGACAGACGAGUCAUUGCGAUAAUCGAAUUUGUAGAGUGGGACGAAUUGACUGUCCAGGAGCGGAUCGAGAUCAAUCAUGUUUCAACUUUCUUACAUAGCUCGAAAAGAUUCCUUACCCCUGUCAAGGCUCGAGGAUGGGGAGGGUACAUGUGGGCGUUAGGUUACCGAAAGGCAAUGGUCAAAGGCCAAAUCUUCGGUCGGUACAUCAAACAAGUGGCCAUGAAAACUGCUCCGAAGUUGUUCGACUCUGUUUUCCGAUCAUCAGCUUGGGUUGGAAGUAUCUUGGGGAACAUGUUCGAGAACAUGGGUAGUAUCCCAUUCAAAAAAAACCAAGAGACUAUGAAGGAAAAUGGUAUUCCUGAUUUUGCUGCGCUUUCCUUCACCGACAAAUCAACCAACUCUUCUGGCUCUCCGCACAUAACUUUUACCAGCAAUGGCUUCUUUAACCCUCCUCACACCGACAAGAAGGAUAUCUCGGACUUCGCCUUCGCACUGUUUGUCCCAACAUUCAAGAGUACUGGAAAACUGGCUAGUCCAUCUGACGGCUGCAAGAUUACGCGUGGACCAUUUGUCUUCCCCGACUACCGAGCUGGUAUAGACUUCUCAAGGACCACUGGAAUCGUUCGAAUGAUAUGGAGGGCUAGAGAUUACAAACAUUGUACAUUGCCACAUGAAGACAAUCCAUUUUUCACCCGUUUGGCAAUGUCUCUCCAAAUCAACAAAAAUCUUUCCAACGCUUGUUUGAGAUUCAAGAAAGGUGUCCACAAAGGCAAAAUUAUAGCUGAUCAUUAUUACUACCUUAAUAAAGUUCUCCAGCGUAGAUCAUCAAAACGACGUUACAAAAAGUAA
Puccinia triticina is the source of this 1266-nucleotide messenger RNA. RefSeq lists its product as uncharacterized. The transcript is spliced from 3 exons. Bases 1 to 1266 code for a protein of 421 amino acids. NCBI's taxonomy places the organism in Eukaryota, Fungi, Basidiomycota, Pucciniomycetes, Pucciniales, Pucciniaceae. The record is from RefSeq and is a predicted model, not a curated record.